AUGGUGAUGGAAAAGAAAUGGCAAGUUGCCACGAAUGGUGCUAAGAAAGCUGCGAAGGGCAGCAAGAAGAGGACAAGGUUCAGGAAAGGAAAGUACAAAGUGAUGAAGCAGGUUCACCCCAACACUGGCAUCUCCUUCAAGGCCGUGAGCAUCAUGAACUCACUCAGCAACGAUAUUUUCGAGUGCAUCAUGGCGGGGGGUGGAGGUGGGAGCAGCGGGGGUGGGGGGACUUCCCACCUGGCCCGUUACAACAAGUGCAGCAUCAUCAGUUCCCUGGAGAUCCAGACCGCUGUGCACCUACUGCUGCUUGAGGAGCUGGCCAAGCAUGCUGUGUCCGGGGGCACAAAGGUGGUGACCAAGUAG
Chiloscyllium plagiosum (whitespotted bambooshark) is the source of this 363-nucleotide messenger RNA. Its product is annotated as histone H2B, gonadal-like. Gene Ontology annotation, cellular component: nucleosome. Lineage: Eukaryota; Metazoa; Chordata; Chondrichthyes; Orectolobiformes; Hemiscylliidae. The record is from RefSeq and is a predicted model, not a curated record. Gene Ontology annotation, molecular function: protein heterodimerization activity; structural constituent of chromatin; DNA binding.